AUGCCAAAUUUAUCAGGUAUUGAUUCUAAAAGAUUAACAAGAGAACAAUUAUUAUCUGAAUUGAAAAAACAAAAUAUCAAUGUUAUCAAUACUGCUAAUGCUAAAAGAGAUGAACUGAUUAGAGAAUUAGAACUGACCUUGAUUAAUGAAACAGAAAUAAUACAAUAUGAUUCUGAAAAUCCAGCAAAUCAAAAUAUUAUAUGUAAGCAAAAAUAUGGUAAAAAAAGAGGUGAAAAACGUAUAUCUAAAAGAGUAUGGAAACUUUUAGAAAAAUAUUUUUUGGAAGGAAAUGUUGAUAAAAGUAAAAGAUUUAUCACUACUACUAUGUUAGAAAAUCUCAGAAGAAAAGUUAAAGAAGAGUUAAAUGAAGAAGAAAUUCCAAAACUACAAACUAUUCAAGGUUGGAUAUCCCGUUAUUCAGCAUAA
Molecule: messenger RNA, 426 nt
Organism: Funneliformis caledonium
Lineage: Eukaryota; Fungi; Glomeromycota; Glomeromycetes; Glomerales; Glomeraceae
Source: the annotation of a GenBank genome assembly